UAAACGGUGGUUUCCGAUAAGACAAUUCAUUGUGAGGAGAUAGUUUGUCUGGCAUCGAUAGCAGUGUUAUUUGGUCGCUCGAAUGUAAUUGAGUUCUGAUUCGUAGAAAACAGAGGGAAGAAAGUUGCAUUAUUCAUUAUUGGGGUUCUGGUGAUUGUGGAUUUGGUUCUAACAAAAAAGCUAUCGCUUUAAGCUUGGUAGAUACUCAAUGUAAUCUCUGCAAACUGGUAGCUUCCUUGCGGACGUUCUUUGUUGGCCAUUCAGCGGCUGGAGGUCAAGUUCUAAGGUCGCGUUGAAGCCAAAAGUGUAGUGGUGGUCCGAGAGCCAUGCUGUUGAAGGACUGUUUUCGCCGUCCUUCGGAGGAAAUAGCGCGAAGAAAACAUCUCGAAAAAAGACUAACGCAGAUCAAUCAGAAGUUUGCGAACUCGGUGAAAAUUUUGCUCCUAGGCGCUGGCGAAUCCGGGAAGACAACCAUCAUCAAGCAGAUGAAAAUCCUGCACGUUCAGAAUGGAUUCAGUUUCGACGAACGUUUGGAUAGGCUGCAUGAUAUAAUCGAAAAUAUUCACGAAUCGAUCUACGAAUUGAUUCAACAAGUAGUUUUAAUGAACCUGCAGUUUGACUCGAAAGAAAACUGUCGAUGCGCGAAGGAGCUUUUAAAAAUGGGUAAGAACGCACCGUGGUUCUUGAGUAUGGAAUACGUUCAACGAGUCCGAACGGUGUGGGCCGAUAGCGCAGUAAAGAUGUGUUUCAAGCGUUCGAACGAGUUUCAGCUGAUUGAUAGUGCAAAAUACUUUUUAGACAGAAUCGAGAAAAUCUCAAUGCCAGGUUACAUACCUUCAAACUCGGAUAUUCUCAACUGCCGCAAAAGAACGACCGGAAUACAGGAAGUAAGCUUUCAUAUCAAACUGCCCAAAUCACUUGGAGGUGGUUCUCAGGAGUUUCGGAUGUUCGACGUAGGUGGUCAGCGUAGUCAUCGCACCAAAUGGAUGCAAGUGUUCGAAGGUAUCGAAGCAGUUCUGUUCAUGAUCGCGUGUGGUAGUUUCGAUCAAACGUUACGUGAAGAUCCCAAGCAGAAUCGAUUGGUGGAGGCAUUCGAGCUGUUCAGAGGCGUGUGGCAUAAUCGAUUUCUUGCGGAAACGGGCUUGAUUGUGUUUCUCAACAAGCAGGAUAUUUUGGAGCAGAAAAUUCUUUCGGGAAAAUCGAUAAAAGAUUACUUUCCUGAAUAUGAGGAGUACGUAAAAGCGACAGACAGUGAUAACUUGUGCGACGAGUUAACACGUACCAGGUGUUUUAUCAAGUCAAAAUUGAUUGACAUUACAAACGAAACCCCUCGAAGGACAUCGCUUUUGGUGCAAAGGAAACGAACCUGCUAUUACCACUUCACAGUGGCCACGGACACCAACAAUGUGCGUAUGGUUUUCAAUGACGUACAUAACAUAAUUCUAGCACGCAACCUCCACAAUGUAGGAAUUUUGUGAUAAUAUUUAUUAAUUAAAGUUACAAAUUUAUUUAAAAAUAAUCUGAAUUAUUAAUAAAUUUCCGUUUGAUAGAGCAUCAUUCAAA
Aedes aegypti (yellow fever mosquito) is the source of this 1563-nucleotide messenger RNA. It is a transcript of the gene Galphaf, whose product is annotated as guanine nucleotide-binding protein G(f) subunit alpha. Gene Ontology annotation, molecular function: G protein-coupled receptor binding; guanyl nucleotide binding; GTPase activity. The transcript has 5 exons. Gene Ontology annotation, biological process: adenylate cyclase-modulating G protein-coupled receptor signaling pathway. Gene Ontology annotation, cellular component: heterotrimeric G-protein complex. Bases 327 to 1478 code for a protein of 383 amino acids. NCBI's taxonomy places the organism in Eukaryota, Metazoa, Arthropoda, Insecta, Diptera, Culicidae. The record is from RefSeq and is a predicted model, not a curated record.